AUGUGGGGUGACUUCAAAAGCCUGUUUUUGUCCCGUGACGAUUGCGUGGACAAACCAGCAGCUACUCUUGUCAAAAUGAUGAGUAGCAAGCCUAAAGAAGGUGAAUGCUACGCUGCAUACGCCGCCCGAUGCGGCAACGCCGGACAUUUUGCUACGGAAUGUCCACGUGGCAACAGUGGAGGAGCUGGCGCGGCAGGAGGCGCUUGCAGUUCCGGAGCUGUGCCUGCAGCAGCGGUCGAGUAA
Messenger RNA from Arctia plantaginis, 243 nucleotides. The record is from the annotation of a GenBank genome assembly. Lineage: Eukaryota; Metazoa; Arthropoda; Insecta; Lepidoptera; Erebidae.